AUGAAGCUCGUCGGCCGCCAGCUUGCAACUUCCGGUUCCUUCAAGACUGCGGAGCUGCCUUCCAGCAACGAUUUCUCCCUCGACGGGAUCUCCUCGGACCUCGCUCUGCAGCUCUACUUCCGAGCCAAGGCGGGAGCCCAAGCUGAUCAAUUCCAGAGCUUCACGGUACCGUCGGCAGUGCAGACGCGACUCGGCGCGCUCCAGCUCGAAUGGGGCCAGCUGCCUGGAAUCGCCCAGCGAGCGCUGCUCUGGGACUCGGGCUUUGCCGUGCCCCCGACCAACGAGGCCUUGCAGGUCUGGCCGCUCACCAUGGCCGACCUGGCCGUGCUGCUCGCCGACUUCCACGCCGUCGGCUGCGAGGAGAAGAAAUGCUCGCAGCCAGACAACAGCACGAGCUCCAGCAACUAUUACUGCACGGGGGCCGAGAUGGUGGCAGCAGCUCGGUGUGUCGUUGACGAUUUCGACGACAGCAGCAACCCAAACACUGCGAUGUGGGGGAUCGGAGGGGACCCCGAGGACGAGCCGUCGUACAACACGUGCGCUACGAGCGACGAGAACGGCGGCUUCGGGUCGCUCGUGUUCCCCUGCUACUUGGCUAGGAACGCAUCAGACGCCAUCAUCAGCAAGAGGCAGCAGGUUAACGGAAGCGCGUGGGUCUCUCGAUGGCUGGUUGAAGACUACUCGGUUAGCUCAGCGGAAGGCAUCGACAUGGUGCUGCUCAUUGCCAUAAUUUGUGGAGCCGUCGUCUUCGCUCUCGUUGUGCUGCUUGCUGUCGUCUAUCGGAGGCGGAAAUGUGCCUCUCAGCGUGAUUCUGGAGACCAACCUACGGCUCCAACGCUUGAGGACAGUGACACCGUGCCGGACCGACUUGUUGGCAAGCCAAACACCGUCGAUCCAGCGUAUCGGGACUUCACCUCGGAGUGGAAUCUCACGCUGAAGACGCUGCUGGGCAGCAAGUCUCUGACGGGCAAGUGCAUUCCGUACGAGAGCGUCAAGUUUGAGCGUGCGAUAUCCAAGGGAGCGCACGGAGAGGUGUGGCUCGGCGAGUACCAGGGCCAGCAGGUCGCUGUGAAGAGGCUCUUGCAGACAAAGACGCUCCAAGCGGACGAAGUGGAGGAGUUCGCCAAGGAGAUCGAGCUGAGCGCCAGUCUGGUGCACCACAACAUUGUGACGUUUAUCGGAGUGGCGUGGAACAGUCUCAGCAACUUGGUCAUGGUGCUCGAAUACCUCCCCACGGGCGAUCUGCAGAGGUUCUUGCGCGACAACCACGCCUCGAUGUCUUGGAACAAGGACUUGAUACGAGUCGCUGUCGGCAUUGGACGCGCUCUCGAGUACUUUCACUCGCGAUCUCCUCCGCUUAUCCAUCGAGACCUCAAGUCGAGGAACAUCCUGCUCACUGCGUCACUGGAGGCGAAAUUGAUCGAUUUUGGAGUGAGCAGAGACUGCCAGGAGCUGUCAAUGACCGCAGGAGUCGGCACUCCGUACUGGACAGCGCCCGAGAUUCUGGAGGGCAAGCGAUACACGGAGAAGGCUGACAUUUACUCGUUUGGCCAAGAGAACAAGCCUAUUCAGAUUUUGACGGACGUCAUGGUGGGGAAGCUGCGUCCGAGUUUCUCCGACAAGUGUCCGCCUCGAAUUCUUUGCAUUGCAGCAGAGUGUUGCCAGCUUGAUGCCUUUAAACGCCCCACGGCUACUGAAGUAGUGAAAAUGCUGCAAGAGACCGAAUAA
This is a messenger RNA of Phytophthora sojae, 1728 nucleotides long. RefSeq lists its product as hypothetical. The transcript has 3 exons. NCBI's taxonomy places the organism in Eukaryota, Oomycota, Peronosporomycetes, Peronosporales, Peronosporaceae. Gene Ontology annotation, biological process: protein phosphorylation. Gene Ontology annotation, molecular function: ATP binding; protein kinase activity. The record is from RefSeq and is a predicted model, not a curated record. Bases 1 to 1728 code for a protein of 575 amino acids.